Phytophthora nicotianae INRA-310 is the source of this 1620-nucleotide messenger RNA. RefSeq lists its product as hypothetical. Gene Ontology annotation, molecular function: hexose transmembrane transporter activity. Gene Ontology annotation, cellular component: membrane. Gene Ontology annotation, biological process: monosaccharide transmembrane transport. NCBI's taxonomy places the organism in Eukaryota, Oomycota, Peronosporomycetes, Peronosporales, Peronosporaceae. The coding region runs from base 38 to 1528 and encodes 496 amino acids. The transcript has a single exon. The record is from RefSeq and is a predicted model, not a curated record.
ACCAAGGCGACAUAUCGACUACCGAACUGCCACAUCCAUGGUCGUCGAAGACGCGGUGUUCACUGAAGUGAAGACGCCCAAGGCUGGCGAUGUCCUGGCCGACAAGGCCGUCCCGCUCACGUCGACAUUCUGGUGCAGCCUCGCAGUGCUGCUGCUGCUUCCCUUCCAGUUCGGCUGGUCGGUCGGUCAACUAAACCUCACGACUUUCAACGACGAGGACGACUGCAACGUACGCCCGGUAGUCGACGGAACGUGCCUGAUGUUCCCCGGGCACAGCAGCACUGAAUGGACGUUGAUCGUGAAUGCAUGGAUUGUAGGUGGUAUGAUCGGGAGUCUUGGCUGUGGUGCCAUAUCCGAGCGCUUCGGACGUAAGAAGGUAUUGCUAGUGAACGCCAUCGUCAUGUUGGCAGGCGCUGUGAUUCAAGCGAGCACGUCCAGUAUUCCGGUCUUCAUGGUAGGGCGUAUCGUUGCCGGUAUCGCGUCGGGCUGUGCGACGGGUAUGGUGGGUGGCUACAUCAGUGAGAUCACGCCUCCGAGUCGCCGUAACUCGUACGGCACGUUCAUGCAGGUAUCUCUUUCGGCCGGUAUCUUAGUAGUAACCAUCAGCUUCUUCUUCGCGGAUACCAGCAGCGGGUGGCGGUACAUCGCAGCGUUCCCCGUCUUAAAUGCCGGUUUCUUCUUGGCGUUCGCGCCGUUUGUUCUAGUAGAGAGUCCCGCGUGGCUACUGGAGAAAGGUGACCGGGAGCGUGCAGAGCAAGAGAUUGCCAGGCUGUACGGUCAUGGAUUCGUACCGCAGGCGCUGUCGUGGAUGGAGCCAAGUGUCAACACUGAUCUCGAGUCCGAGCCGCUAUCUGAAGAGCAACAGUAUGAAGGCGGCACGCUGUCACUGCUGUUUUCGCCGCUCUUUAUCAAGCAACUUCUGGUCGCUCUCGGCGUGUCGGCUGCGCAGCAGCUUACCGGUAUCAACGCGGUGUGCUAUUACUCGUCCGACAUUUUCUCGGAUGCAGGCGUCUCUGACGGCCGUGUGGGCGGCGUCAUUGUGUACGUUCUGAUGCUGUUGCCAACGAUGGCCGUCGCGCGACUGUCGGAGCGAUUCGGCAAUCGACGGCUGCUGCUUACUGGAUUGGCCGGUAUGUUUAUUAGCGCUACGGGUAUUACACUGGCGCUUGCUUUGUCGGUCGAGGUGCUCUCUAUCGUCUUUAUGGGCACUUUCGUUGCUUUCUUCUCCGUAAGCGUUGGGCCGCUUAUCUGGCCUAUUACGGCUGCAUUGUUCACGGACUCGGUACGCGCCACUGCUGUCUCCAUGUGCAUUUUCAUCAACUGGGUCUGCAACCUGAUCAUUGGCGUCUUCUUCCCAUACGUCUCGGAUGCACUGGACGAGUACAAGUUUGUCCCCUUCAUGGUGACCACCGCCGCGUUUUUCUUCUUCACUCAGUUUUGGAUCCCAGAGACCGCAGGCAAGAGCACCGAGGAGAUCCAAGCCACCUUCCGUCCCCGCGAUACUCACAAGCCGGAUCGGUCAAGCUGAGUGUGUGUAAAAACAUAAUAGCAAAGCGAGUUAGCCUAAAUAGAUACAUCGGAAUACUUUAGUAAAAAAAAAAACAAGGGCUGAGCCUACAG